AGGGGAAAAAUCUUAUUUUCUCUCUCCUCUUUACUUGGAAUUCUGUUCAUCCCGCUCGUCUUCGAUUCAGCAAACCACCGCCCCCCGAAUAAUUUGGUUCAAUGAUUGGGGAGCUUGGCGAUUUUAUAAUCAGUAUUUAAAGGAAAAAAAUUCGGUGGAAAUUUCGGUUACGAGAGCAAUUGAUAGGUGGGAGAGAGAGAGAGAGAGAGAGAGAGAGAGAGAGAGAGAGAAGGGGAUUGCAAAGAUUGAAGCGGUUUCUAUUGUUUUGAUGCGAUUGUGAGAAGCUCAGAAUCUUCGAUCCUUGGUUGGUGGCCUAUCUUUGCAACCGUGUUGUGUUCCACCUUCAACAAUGCCUUCUCUUCAAUUGUUGCAGCUAACGGAGCAUGGCCAAAAUCUUCUGGCUUCUAGGAGGAAAGCACUACUUCUUGCUUCUGGUAUUGUUGUUGCCGGUGGAACUGCUGCUUAUCUGCAAUCAAGGUUUAGUAAUAAAAAAGCUGUUUCAUAUAGUCAUUACAAUGGGGUCCAAGGAAACAGAGACAAUUCAGAUAAAGUUCUUAAAAAGAACAAUAAUGUAAAGGGAACUACACGAAAGAAAGGAGGAUUGAAGUCCCUUCAGGUUUUAACAGCAAUUCUUCUAUCUAAGAUGGGCCAAAUGGGUGCAAGAGAUCUUUUGGCAUUGGUGGGCAUGGUGGUGCUGAGAACUGCUUUGAGCAAUAGAUUGGCAAAAGUUCAGGGAUUUCUAUUCCGUGCUGCUUUUCUUCGGCGUGUUCCAUCAUUUUUCCGGCUAAUAUUCGAAAAUGUUUUAUUGUGUUUUCUUCUGUCGACCAUUCAUUCAACUUCAAAAUACAUAACGGGUACCCUAAGUCUGAGGUUCAGAAAAAUACUGACAAAACUCAUCCAUGCACAUUACUUUGAGAACAUGGCUUAUUACAAAAUAUCACAUGUUGAUGGACGUAUUAGGAAUCCUGAACAACGGAUUGCAAGUGACGUGCCAAGAUUCUGUUCAGAGUUGAGUGAGCUUGUACAGGAUGAUCUGACGGCAGUUACUGAUGGCCUACUUUAUACUUGGCGACUUUGUUCUUAUGCUAGCCCGAAAUACAUAUUCUGGAUUUUGGCCUAUGUUUUCGGAGCUGGAGCUGCAAUAAGAAACUUCUCUCCUGCUUUUGGGAAGCUCAUGUCCAAAGAACAACAGUUGGAAGGAGAAUACAGACAACUUCAUUCAAGGUUAAGGACUCAUGCAGAGAGUAUAGCAUUUUAUGGUGGAGAAAGUAGAGAAGAAUCUCAUAUUCAGCAGAAGUUUAAGACUCUUGUAAGGCACAUGAAGAUUGUACUUCAUGACCAUUGGUGGUUUGGCAUGAUUCAGGACUUCUUAUUGAAGUACCUUGGAGCUACUGUGGCUGUUGUUCUGAUCAUUGAGCCUUUCUUUGCUGGCCAUCUUAGACCAGAUACUUCAACAUUGGGACGGGCAGAAAUGUUGAGUAAUUUAAGAUAUCACACAAGUGUUGUAAUUUCAUUAUUUCAGUCCCUGGCAACCCUUUCUAUAAGUUCAAGACGGCUAAAUCGUCUCAGUGGUUAUGCUGACCGUAUUCAUGAGUUAAUGCUCAUAUCGAAAGAGUUCAGUGCUGAUGAUAAAAAAUCAUCCCUGCAAAGCGCUGGUAGUAGGAAUUACUUAACUGAAGCUAAUUAUGUUGAGUUUUCUGGUGUCAAGGUUGUCACUCCAACUGGAAAUGUUUUGGUGAAAGAUCUCUCUCUAAGGGUUGAAUUGGGAUCUAAUCUUUUGAUUACAGGUCCAAAUGGAAGUGGAAAGAGUUCCCUUUUUCGUGUUUUAGGUGGUCUUUGGCCGCUCGUAUCUGGCCAUAUCGUGAAACCUGGCGUUGGUUCUGAUCUUAAUAAGGAAAUCUUCUAUGUGCCACAAAGACCAUACACAGCGUUUGGAACCCUUCGAGACCAGCUAAUUUAUCCACUUACUGCAUAUCAGGAGGUUGAGCCUCUUACACAUGGUGGAAUGGUGGACCUGUUGAAAAAUGUUGACCUUGACUACCUGUUGGAUCGUUAUCCACCUGAGAAAGAGGUGAAUUGGGGUGAUGAACUCUCUCUUGGGGAGCAACAAAGAUUGGGGAUGGCUAGACUCUUCUACCAUAAGCCUAAAUUUGCUAUUCUUGAUGAGUGCACUAGUGCUGUGACGACUGAUAUGGAGGAACGAUUUUGUGCUAAGGUUAGAGCAAUGGGUACAUCAUGCAUAACUAUAUCACAUCGUCCAGCACUAGUUGCAUUUCAUGAUGUUGUUUUGUCCUUGGAUGGGGAAGGAGGAUGGAAAGUUCAUUACAAAAGGGAGAAUUCGUCAGUACAGAGUGAAGGUGAGAUUGAUUUGACUACAGUUUCUGAGACAGACCGCCAAACUGAUGCAAUUGCAGUUCAACGGGCAUUCACUGCUGCUAAAAAGGACUCUGAAUUAUCAAGUCCAAAGACUAUAUCACAUGUGUCAGAGGUGAUAGCAGCAUCACCCUCUGUGACUCAUGAUGUUAGGUUGCCUAUUGUUCCUCAACUCCACAAGGUUCCAAGAGUACUGCCAUUGAGAGUAGCUGCCAUGUUUAGAAUAUUGGUGCCUACGGUAUUUGACAAACAAGGGGCUCAACUACUUGCAGUUGCUUUUCUCGUUGUCUCGAGAACAUGGAUAUCAGAUCGAAUUGCAUCAUUGAAUGGGACCACUGUGAAGUAUGUUUUGGAGCAGAAUAAGGCUGCCUUUAUCCGUUUAAUUGGUAUAAGUGUUCUUCAAAGUGGUGCAUCCUCUUUUAUUGCACCUUCCUUAAGGCACUUGACAGCUAGGCUGGCCCUUGGAUGGAGGAUUAGGUUGACCCAAAAUUUGCUUAAGAACUACUUAAGAAAUAAUGCAUUUUACCAGGUCUUUCACAUGUCAAGUAAAAGUAUUGAUGCGGAUCAAAGAUUAACUCAUGAUCUUGAAAAGUUAACAACUGAUUUGUCAGGACUGGUUACUGGAAUGGUAAAGCCAUCUGUUGACAUUUUGUGGUUCACCUGGAGAAUGAAGUUGUUAACUGGGAGAAGGGGUGUUGCCAUUUUGUAUGCAUAUAUGUUACUUGGUCUGGGUUUUCUAAGGACUGUUACUCCUGAUUUUGGUGAUUUGACAAGUCGAGAACAACAGCUUGAGGGGACCUUUAGGUUCAUGCAUGAAAGACUGCGCACUCAUGCUGAAUCUGUUGCUUUCUUUGGAGGCGGUGCUCGGGAAAAAGCAAUGGUCGACUCAAGAUUUAAGGAGCUUCUUGAUCACUCUCUGCUUCUUCUGAAGAAGAAAUGGCUGUUUGGUAUUCUUGAUGAUUUUGUCACAAAACAACUUCCGCAUAAUGUUACUUGGUUUUUGAGCUUAUUAUAUGCCCUAGAGCACAAGGGAGACCGAGCCUUAGUUUCUACUCAAGGUGAGCUGGCACAUGCACUGAGGUUCCUGGCAUCUGUUGUGUCUCAAAGCUUUUUAGCUUUUGGUGACAUCCUAGAACUGCACAGAAAGUUUCUGGAGCUAUCAGGGAGCAUCAACAGAAUUUUUGAGCUUGAAGAGCUUCUUGAUGCUGCUCAGUCUGGGGAUUUGAGCGCCAAUAACUUGUUGCGGUCUCAGAGGACAGCUCUCCCCGCUAAAGAUGUUAUUUCUUUUUCGGAGGUGGAUAUAAUUACUCCAGCACAGAAGCAGUUGGCUAGGCAGUUGACAUGUGAUGUGGUACCAGGAAAAAGCCUGCUAGUUACUGGUCCAAAUGGGAGUGGAAAAAGUUCUGUUUUCAGAGUACUUAGAGGUCUGUGGCCUAUUGUGAGUGGAAGGCUUUAUAAACCAUCCCACCAUUUUGAUGAAGAUACUGCAUCUGGUGGCAUAUUCUAUGUUCCUCAGCGACCAUAUACGUGCUUGGGAACUUUAAGGGAUCAAAUCAUAUAUCCUCUCUCUCGUGAGGAAGCAGAGAUGAGAGAAUUAAAGUUGUACGGUCAAGGUAUAAGUCAAGCGGAAGCCAACAUCAUUCUUGAUGCACGUUUGAAAACCAUUCUUGAAAAUGUUCGAUUGAAUUAUCUUUUAGAACGUGAGGAAGGUGGAUGGGAUGCUAAUCUCAAUUGGGAAGACAUUCUCUCACUCGGAGAACAACAAAGAUUAGGCAUGGCGCGCUUGUUCUUCCACAGACCUAAAUUUGGUAUCCUUGACGAGUGCACAAAUGCCACAAGUGUCGAUGUUGAGGAACAACUUUAUAGAGUGGCAAAAGAUUUGGGUAUUACCGUUAUUACCUCAUCACAGCGGCCUGCUCUAAUACCAUUCCAUGCCUUGGAGUUACGACUCGUUGAUGGUGAGGGUAAGUGGGAACUUCGGUCAAUCAAGCAAUGAGUUUGGUACAACAGCAAGCUCUUUGUUUGUGCUCCUUAUGAUGGGUCAAGAAGCGGAGUGCGGUUGAAGCCGACUUUGCUGCUUCACAGCAUCAUAGGGAAGGAUAAGUUGUUUAUCAUGCUGAGAAGAAGGGGCAAGUCAAAGGUGAUGGUAGGUGUUAGUGAGAAUUGUAAUUUACCUUUGAUUAGAACAGAAUAGAACAGAUUAUUACAAAUAUGAUUAAAUGAUAACUUAAUCCGUGUAAGCAUAAAGAAACAUUCAUGUACAGGUUUUUCAUUCCCUCGCAUAUCGCUAUUCUUUUUACCCUUUCUUUUGUGGGAUAAAAAUCCAAUGGCCCUUCAUGUUGUAAGAAUUUGAUGCGUUUGUUAUUGUUCGCCUAAUUAAUAAAAUGGAAGGGAAUAUAUUAUUACUUUCUU
This is a messenger RNA of Hibiscus syriacus, 4785 nucleotides long. Its product is annotated as ABC transporter D family member 1-like. Lineage: Eukaryota; Viridiplantae; Streptophyta; Magnoliopsida; Malvales; Malvaceae. Gene Ontology annotation, cellular component: peroxisomal membrane. The coding region runs from base 350 to 4369 and encodes 1339 amino acids. The transcript has 26 exons. Gene Ontology annotation, biological process: very long-chain fatty acid catabolic process; long-chain fatty acid import into peroxisome; fatty acid beta-oxidation. Gene Ontology annotation, molecular function: long-chain fatty acid transmembrane transporter activity; ATP binding; ATP hydrolysis activity. The record is from RefSeq and is a predicted model, not a curated record.